UGCGUUUGUGUCACGUGCCCUCCAGUGCGGUACUCUAGCAAAGCGGCACAGUUUGCGCGCGCAGGCAGACAGCUUGGGUUACUCCGAAUCUCACGAAUAUUAAACUAAAAAACAGUGCAUCUGAAAAUCGUGAUUUCGUGCUUUAGUAGAUGACAUAGAACGUCCCAUUCUGAAGUUCUGGUACAAUCGGGAGGAGUCUUCCAUCCGGUGAGAGAACGGCUGUAUUAUGAAAAGUUUGUGUGCGGCUUUCGCAUGUACUGUUCAGCCAUUUAACAUAUACCAAGACUGUGUGUGUUAUUCCAUUAUCAUUUUUUGAGUACUCGUGUAGAUUCGAGUACAGGGCUUGAUGGAUGGAGUUUACUCCUAAUGUCAACUAAUCUGCCUAGAGGCGUUAGGAUUUGGCUGAAACUACAAGUCUCCUCAGGGCGUAAUCAGACAAGGAAUUGGACAUCCACGGCAUGCUUCAUGCGAGUGAAUGAAUCGCUUUCUCGAUUGACACACAAAGUACAUACAAUCUGACCAUUUUGUGGAGGACGGCCGAACGCUUCAUGCAGGGAGCACGGACCCUUAAGCUGGACGUGAGCCAAAGCACCCCCGGUUUCGUGCGCGCACGACAACGGCAGUUUAGCUGCUCUCCGAGUUGGGACUUCAUCUAUAUUGAUCUCCUCAGCUGACGCUUUAGAUUGGCACUCGAGCAAGUGACUUUAGCAGGUGCCUCCGGAAGGAAAACUUCAGGAGUAGGGGAUGAAAGCGCCAGCACUACUCUCGCUGUCUCUCCUCUCUCUCUUCCUUGCAAGCUCCUGGGCAGCGGACUCUGAGGAGAGGCUGGUGGAUUACCUUCUGGGCGUUGAGCGCUACAACAAGCUCAUACGGCCAGCCGUCAACAAGAGCCAGCAGGUCACCAUCGGCAUCAAGGUGUCCUUGGCCCAGCUCAUCAGCGUAAAUGAGAGGGAACAGAUUAUGACCACUAAUGUGUGGCUCUCACAGGAGUGGAAUGACUACAGACUUGCAUGGGAUCCUGACGAAUAUGAGGGGAUUAAAAAACUACGAAUCCCAUCUCAACUCAUCUGGCUUCCUGAUAUUGUCCUCUACAACAAUGCGGAUGGCGUGUAUGAGGUGUCCUACUACAGCAACGCUCUGGUCGCCAACACGGGCGACAUCUUCUGGCUCCCCCCUGCCAUCUACAAGAGUGCCUGUGCCAUCGAGGUGAAGGACUUCCCCUUUGACCAGCAGAACUGCACCAUGAAGUUCCGCUCCUGGACCUACGACCACACCGAGCUGGACCUGGUGCUCACUUCUGACUUUGCGAGCCAGGACGACUACAUGCCCAGCGGCGAGUGGGACAUCGUCUCCCUGCCCGGCCGCAAGAACGAGGACCCCAAUGACAUCACCUACCUGGACGUCACCUACGACUUUGUCAUCAAGCGCAAGCCGCUCUUCUACACCAUCAACCUCAUCAUCCCCUGCGUGCUCAUCACCUCGCUGGCCAUCCUGGUCUUCUACCUGCCGUCCGACUGCGGCGAGAAGAUGACCCUCUGCAUCUCCGUGCUCCUGGCGCUCACCGUGUUCCUCCUCCUGAUCUCCAAGAUCGUGCCGCCCACCUCCCUGGCCGUGCCGCUCAUCGGCAAGUACCUGAUGUUCACCAUGGUGCUGGUGACCUUCUCCAUCGUGACCAGCGUGUGCGUGCUCAACGUGCACCACCGCUCGCCCAGCACGCACCGCAUGCCGGACUGGGUCAAGCACUUCUUCCUGCACCGGCUGCCCGUCUUCCUGUUCAUGCGCCGGCCCGGCAGCUCCAACGUGCGCGAGAAGUUCCGCCGGCGGCACCAGAGGAAGUCCUUCUCUUCUGCCCCGUCGUCGGAGGGCCGGUCACGGCAGACGGAGGUGGACACUCUGUACCUGAGCGGUGAACCGGGAGGCCUGGCGGGGGGCAGGUGGUGCCUCGGUGAACUUCCUGAGGGGUCAGAGGUCAGACAGAGGGUCAGGGUGAAGCGAGACGUUGCCGUGGAUGAGGCCAUUGAAGGCGUGAGGUUCGUGGCUGAACAUAUGAAGAUUGAAGACGACGAUGAAGGGAUCAUUGAAGACUGGAAGUACGUAGCCAUGGUGAUUGAUCGUCUCUUCCUUUGGAUCUUCAUCCUGGUGUGUGUGACCGGAACCCUUGGCCUCUUCGUACAGCCACUGUUCCAGAGCUACAACACCCCAACAGCAGGGGAUGAGAAUUCGGGAGAUUUCUAAGCGUUCCAGCAGGCAGACAGAGGCACAGAACCCCCCUCACCCCAUCAGCAAUCCUUAGAGAGCACAGUCAUCAUCCAGCCUGUCACUCAAAUGCUCAAGCAGUUACAGUGACAUAGCACACACUACACACAAAUACACACUAAACACAGCUGAAACACACACACACACACACACACACACACACACCCUAACCCUCCGUAACCCCAAUGACUCAGGAUCUCGCAAACACUGACUCAUACACAAGACCAAAUACUGUAGAGGCAUCUUCCCAAAUCAGCUUUGUAGAUGCUAAAUGACA
Molecule: messenger RNA, 2533 nt
Organism: Clupea harengus (Atlantic herring)
Lineage: Eukaryota; Metazoa; Chordata; Actinopteri; Clupeiformes; Clupeidae
Gene: chrnb5a
Product: cholinergic receptor, nicotinic, beta 5a
Biological process (GO): monoatomic ion transmembrane transport
Cellular component (GO): postsynaptic membrane
Molecular function (GO): acetylcholine-gated monoatomic cation-selective channel activity; transmembrane signaling receptor activity
Source: RefSeq, a predicted model, not a curated record